Peronospora matthiolae is the source of this 849-nucleotide messenger RNA. NCBI's taxonomy places the organism in Eukaryota, Oomycota, Peronosporomycetes, Peronosporales, Peronosporaceae. The record is from the annotation of a GenBank genome assembly.
AUGAGCAGCGCAGAGCUUCGUACCCAAGAUGUGGUGAAGGUGCUCACGAAUGAGCACACCAAGCGCCAAGGGGAGAAGACGACAACAACGGCGACGAUGGUCAAGACUGAAGAUGCAGCCAAGGCCUUCAACACUGAGCGGGAGCCAUACAAGUGCACCUACUGUGGGAAGGUGGGACACACCGUCGAUAGCUGUUGGACCAAGCAGAAGAAUGAAAGUCAAGGAGCCCGACGCGGCGGCAAUGGUCGUGGACGCGGGGCAAACAAUGUCCAGUGGGGACAAUAUCGUGAUGCAGGCAGCGACUACGAUCAAGUAGCGUUUGCAGUUUCGCUAGAGUGUGGACUCUCAGCGAAGAAGGACGUGUCCGGAAUGUGGGCAGUCGACAGUGGUGCAACACACCACAUAUGCCACGACAAGACCAAGUUUGCAAGACUGAACAAGCGCAACGACGGUGAAAUCUUGGUGGCGGAUGGCAACAAAGUGGCCAUCAAGGGUGUUGGAACCAUCUUUGAAAAGGUGGUUCUGCCCGACGGUGAAGAGCGCGAGAUCGAGAUCAAGAUCAAGAACGUGCUUUACGUACCAAGCAUGAGCAAGAAUCUACUAUCGGUACCGCAGAUCAACAAGCACGGCAAGUUUCAAGUCGUGUUCGACGGGACCAAGAUGUUUGUCGCUCGCAAGGAUCGCAACAAGUGGUGGCGACAGCGGAUCUCGUGGAUGGCCUUUACUGGCUUCACACAGCUCAUCGAUCGGCCAAUGCGACAACAAACGGAUGCUACGGUGUCGACUUACAUGCGCGGAUGGGACACGCUCCAGCUGAUGUGCUUCGCAAAAUGGUGGCCACGAACAUGA